UGGUCCCAGGCUGCACCCAUGACAGCAGGAGAGCAGAAACCUCAUGAAGUGGUGAAGUUCAUGGACGUCUACCAGCGCAGCUACUGCCGUCCAAUCGAGACCCUGGUAGACAUCUUCCAGGAGUACCCUGAUGAGAUCGAGUACAUCUUUAAGCCGUCCUGUGUGCCCCUGAUGAGGUGUGGGGGCUGCUGCAAUGAUGAAGGUCUGGAGUGUGUGCCCACCGAGGAGUUCAACAUCACCAUGCAGAUUAUGCGGAUUAAACCUCACCAAGGCCAACAUAUAGGAGAGAUGAGCUUCCUACAGCACAACAAAUGUGAAUGCAGACCAAAGAAAGACAGAGCAAGGCAAGAAAAAAAAUCAGUUCGAGGAAAGGGAAAGGGGCAAAAAAGAAAGCGCAAGAAAUCCCGGUAUAAAUCCUGGAGCGUUCCCUGUGGGCCUUGCUCAGAGCGGAGAAAGCAUUUGUUUGUACAAGAUCCGCAGACGUGUAAAUGUUCCUGCAAAAACACAGACUCGCGUUGCAAGGCGAGGCAGCUUGAGUUAAACGAACGUACUUGCAGAUGUGACAAGCCGAGGCGGUGAGCCGGGCUGGAGGAAGGAGCCUCCCUCAGGGUUUCGGGAACCAGAUGUCUCACCAGGAAAGACUGACACGACUGACAGCCGCUGCCACCACCACACCACCACCACCGUCAACAGAAUAAUCCUGAAUCCAGAAACCUGACAUGAAGGAAGAGGAGAUUCUGCGCAGAGCACUUUGGGUCCGGAGGAUGAGACUCCGGCAGAAGCAUUCCCGGGCGGGUGACCCAGCACGGUCCCUCUUGGAAUUGGAUUGCCAUUUUAUUUUCUUGCUGCUAAAUCACCAAGCCCGGAAGAUUAGAGAGUUUUAUUUCUGGGAUUCCUAUAGACACACCCACCCACAUACAUACGUGUUAUAUAUAUAUAUAUAUUAUAUAUAUAAAAAUAAAUAUAUAUAUUUUAUAUAUAUAUAAAAUAUAUAUAUUCUUUUUUUAAAUUAACAUUGCUAAUGUUAUUGGUGUCUUCACUGGAUGUAUUUGACUGCUGUGGACUUGAGUUGGGAGGAGAAUGUCCCCACCCAGAUCCUGACAGGGAAGAGGACAAGAGGGAAGACUCUGGCAUCGUCAUUUUGUCCCUCUUUGGGAAGCCAGGGUCCCCUCCCCUGCCUGGGAGAUGUGCAGGGCCAGGGCACGGGGGCAAAUUUGGCCUGCUUUUGGGAACACCGACAAACCCAGCCCUGGCCCCGAGCCUCUACCCCAAGUCAGAUGGACAGAAUGAUGGACGACAGGUACAGGGACAAGGACGCUGGCUCUGACCAGGAAUUUGGGGAGCCUCGGGACACUGCUGUGCUUUGGGGAUCCCCUUCAUGUGCUGCACGGGCAUCUUGCCCCCAAGGGCACUGCCUGGAAGAUUCAGGAGCCUGGGCAGCCCUCAUCUCCUCUCACCUGCUUCCGAGAUGCCCAGGAGUCCACUGACAUGUCUCGGCGAAGAGAAGAGCGACUUUGGUGGAGCUUGUCAUCUGAGGGAUGGCCCUCUGCCUUGGCCCUCUCCCAGCUUGGCCUCCUGGGUGCAGCCCAGGAGGGCCAGAUGUCCUCAGACCAUUGAAACCACUAGUUCUGUCCCCCCAGGAGACCUGGCUGUGUGUGUGUGAGUGGUUAACCCUCUUCUGUCCCCCAGCCCAACCCUUCCCGCGGCAUCAAGAGACAGGGCAGGAUCCCCGUGCCCACCCUGGAGGCAGAGAAAAGAGAAGUGUUUUAUAUACGGUACUUAUUUAAUAGCCCUUUUUAAUUAGAAAUUAAAACAGUUAAUUUAAUUAAAGAGUAGGGUUUUUUUCAGUAUUCUUGGUUAAUAUUUAAUUUCAACUAUUUAUGAGAUGUAUCUUUCUUGCUCUCUCGCUCUUAUUUGUACUGGUCUUUGUGUAUAAAAUUCAUGUUUCCAAUCUCUCUCUCCCUGAUGGUGACAGUCACUAGCUUGUCCUGAACAGAUAUUUAAUUUUGCUAACACUCAGCUCUGCCCUCCCCUUUCCCUUGGCUCCCCACCACACAUUCCUUUGAAAUAAGGUUUCAAUAUACAUCUACAUACUAUAUAUAUAUUUGGCAACUUGUGUUUGUAUAUAUAUAUAUAAAUAUAUAUAUAUGUUUAUGUAUAUAUGUGAUUCUGAUAAAAUAGACAUUGCUAUUCUGUUUUUUAUAUGUAAAAACAAAACGGAAAAAUAGAGAAUUCUACAUACUAAAUCUCUCUCCUUUUUUAAUUUUAAUAUUUGUUAUCAUUUAUUUAUUGGUGCUACUGUUUAUCCGUAAUAAUUGUGGGGGAAAAGAUAUUAACAUCACAUCUUUGUCUCUAGUGCAGUUUUUCGAGAUAUUCCGUAGUACAUAUUUAUUUUUAAACAACAACAAAGAAAUACAGAUAUAUCUUAAAAAAAAA
Messenger RNA from Vicugna pacos (alpaca), 2436 nucleotides. The record is from RefSeq and is a predicted model, not a curated record. NCBI's taxonomy places the organism in Eukaryota, Metazoa, Chordata, Mammalia, Artiodactyla, Camelidae.